AUGGCUUCAGAAAGCCUCAGCCAAGAAAAUUGUGUCCAAAAUGGUAUGGAAGCGGCUCAAGUCGCAGUGGUGAUGGUGCCUCUUCCGGCACAAGGCCAUCUCAACCAGCUCCUUCACCUCUCCCACCUCAUCUCCUCCUACAACAUCCCCGUCCAUUUCGUCAGCACCACCAUGCACAACCGCCAAGCAAAGGAUAGAAUCCAGGGUUGGGACCUUUCAACCACCACCAAUAUUCAUUUCCAUGAUUUUCCAACGCCUCCAUUUCACAACCCUCCCCCUGACCCCAAUGCUACCUAUAAAUUUCCCUCACAAAUCCUUCCGGCAUUUCACGCGUCAAUGCAUCUGCGCGAGCCUGUUUACGCUUUUGUAAACAAACUUACAAGCACAGCCAGAAGAAUAGCUGUCAUUUAUGACUCUAUGAUGGCUUAUGUUGUUCAGGAUAUAAAUUCUAUAACGAAUGUCGAAACCUAUUGUUUUAAUAGUAUAUCGGCUUUCUGUAUAUACGCGCUUUACUGGGAAAUUAACGGAAAAUCUGCUCUAAGUACUGAAGCAGAAAUUUUAAAAGAACUUCCUUCCUCGGAAGGUUGCGUUCCACCAGAGGUUUCAAAAUUUACAGAAUUGCAACUAGAGGCGAAGAAAUCUAGUUCCGGAGAUCUUUAUAAUUCAAACAGAUUAAUAGAGGGAUUGUAUCUUGAUUUACUUUCAAAAGAGAAGACGACAGGAACAGACAAAGUCUGGGCUAUAGGACCAUUUAAUCCAGUGGUGAUACCUGAAAAAAGGGUCUCAAACAGCCAUAAAAAAUGCUUAGAGUGGCUUGACAAACAACCUCUGAUAAGUCACUAUAAACAAAGUAAGCCGUCAAGUUCUACGUUUUCCAAUGAACAAGUCAAAAAGCUCGCGCUCGGGUUAGAACAGAGUGAUCAAAAUUUCAUAUGGGUAUUGAGAGAUGCGGAUAAAGGGGAUGUCUUCGAAGGUGAGGUUAGGAGAGUUCCAUUGCCUGAAGGGUUUGAAAAGAGAGUGGAAGGAAGAGGACUUGUUGUGAGAGACUGGGCACCCCAAUUGGAAAUUCUGGGCCACCCUUCCACCGGUGGCUUCAUGAGUCAUUGCGGAUGGAAUUCAUGUAUAGAGAGCAUAAGCAUGGGAGUUCCAAUAGCAGCUUGGCCGGUGCAUUCAGAUCAGCCUAGAAAUGCCGUGCUAAUAACAAAAGCACUGAAAAUCGGUCUGGAAGUACGGGAUUGGGCGCAUAGCGAAGAAUUGGUGUCACCAGCUAUGAUAGAGAAGGCUGUAAGAAGAUUGAUGGAUUCUGCAGAAGGAGAAGAGAUUCGAAAGAGGGCGGCAGAAUUAGGAGAUGCAGUAAAGCAGUCAGUGAUGGAAGGUGGUGCUACUCGCAAGGAGAUGGAUUCCUUUAUUGCUCAUAUUACUAGACAAAUUUUUCCAUAUCAAAUCUAG
Molecule: messenger RNA, 1449 nt
Organism: Fraxinus pennsylvanica
Lineage: Eukaryota; Viridiplantae; Streptophyta; Magnoliopsida; Lamiales; Oleaceae
Source: the annotation of a GenBank genome assembly